AUGGCCUCAGAAACCGACAGGCCCCGUCAGUGGGGAGUGGAUUACUCCGGAGAUUACCCAGCAGCCAUCCGAGGCGAAAGAGUGCCGGUUGUCAUGGGGCGAAUUGAACGCCUCUGCGUGGUACGAGGGAUCCGGCACCAUGAUGGCUUCGCCCAGGAGCUGUACGGUAAUCCCGAGUAUCCGGAGAUCACGCGGGCGCUCAAUGCGCGGGCAAUCAUGAGCAACCGGAUACCAGACAUGAACGGCCCAGAAGACUUUCCAUACUGCUUUUGGCAUCCCGAUAUUCCUUAUGAGCAGACACUCCGGCGCCUUCUUCCGGAUGUAGCUAUCGCCGAGGAAGCCCGCGAUAACGCUACCUCUGGUCGGGCCAUCUUCGAGGCGAUCGUUCGUGAACCAGUCAGAUAUACUUGCAUAGAUGACUACCGGCGUUGUUUACGGGAGCCCCCGGUUCCCGGCGCGUACCUCAACGGAGACACAUGUGUCCGAUCGAUGCUAGAUGAGACGCUAUCUGUGGACGGUUACCCUCAGGAGCCAAUAUUUGAUAUUACUGAGGAUUGGUGUAUAGAUGUGGAAGGCUUGAGGCCUGGUCAACGCCUGGUUGACCCUGAAGAGAUUGGCCUCCUAUACAAUCCGCUUCCACUCGACCUGCCUACGGUUGAUAAGGACCUACUGAUUCUGAUGGCCGCGUGGUCCGGCAACAUCGACCGUUAUACACGCCUUAGACGACCGAAAAUGCACUCAUAUGAACUUCCUUGUGUGAUCCGAGGCAUCUAUCAUCACCCCUUCUUUAGCAAGUGGUGGUCGUUGCAGCCUGAUAGUGGUUCUAUACACAUCCGUCAGGCGAUCAACGCCCGUAGUAUCAUGAACAAUGACUUGUCCUGGCUACACGAAAUUACCCCCGAUAGUCAUUUACCAGUUCUUAUUUGGUAUCCGCAGUGCGCAGGGAAAGACACGUACGCAGAACUCGCACGUCGCUGGCCGUCGAUGAUCCCGCAGAUUGCGCGUGCUUGUAUGCAUGCUGACUAUCAGGAUCUGUUUGAUGAGCUGAAUCCAACACCCGAUGUUGGCCUAUGGAUUGAUGCGGAACACUGCGCGAACCCAUAUUAUCGUGAAAAAACCCAGCAGGCUGCAUCUGAACAGGGAAUUAAUCUGGAUGCACUCUGUGUAGCACCCUCCCGUGAGCCAGAUAUCAGAGAGCCCGACUUUUGGUGUAUGGGCAUGCUACAACAAGAGAUGGAGCCAACUUACGAUGGAUCCUAA
Messenger RNA from Penicillium canariense, 1260 nucleotides. RefSeq lists its product as uncharacterized. The transcript is spliced from 2 exons. The record is from RefSeq and is a predicted model, not a curated record. Bases 1 to 1260 code for a protein of 419 amino acids. NCBI's taxonomy places the organism in Eukaryota, Fungi, Ascomycota, Eurotiomycetes, Eurotiales, Aspergillaceae.